AUGCUGGUGACUGGUGGGUCUAUGCAGAUCCCAAGGGUUCAAGAGCUACCGAGAGAUAAUAUCAAUGGAAAACCACUGAACAAAAGCCUCAAUUUACAAGAAGCUGUGGUGUAUGGAGCCGCUGUUAAUGCUGCCAUAUUAGCAAACGAAGGAAGUGCUGCAAUCCAAGACCUACUUCUGUUGGAUAUCACACCGCUGUCCUUAGGAAUUGAGAUGGUCUUCGAAGGUGAGAGAUAUUUGACUCGAGACAACAAUCUCCUUGGCGGCUUUGAUCUCGUGGACAUCGCACCGACUCCACGCGGCGUGCCUCAGAUUGAUGUAGCAUUUGAAGUAGAUAAAGAUGGCCUUCUGAGUUUGUCCGCUGUCGAUUUCACCACGAUGGCGGGGAUCCAGAAUGACUCCAGUCUGCCUAAAGAUGUGACAAAUGCAUGA
This is a messenger RNA of Orbicella faveolata, 432 nucleotides long. Its product is annotated as heat shock 70 kDa protein 1-like. NCBI's taxonomy places the organism in Eukaryota, Metazoa, Cnidaria, Anthozoa, Scleractinia, Merulinidae. The record is from RefSeq and is a predicted model, not a curated record.